Messenger RNA from Pseudozyma hubeiensis SY62, 2694 nucleotides. RefSeq lists its product as hypothetical. The coding region runs from base 1 to 2694 and encodes 897 amino acids. Lineage: Eukaryota; Fungi; Basidiomycota; Ustilaginomycetes; Ustilaginales; Ustilaginaceae. Gene Ontology annotation, molecular function: RNA binding. Gene Ontology annotation, biological process: rRNA processing. Gene Ontology annotation, cellular component: nucleus. The record is from RefSeq and is a predicted model, not a curated record. The transcript has a single exon.
AUGGCAAAAGGCAGCAAAGGCUCCAGCGGUCGUACCCCGCAGACCUUCGCAGAUGCACCGGUCACGACCGACCCGCGUUUCGCAAAGGUUCACACCGAUCCUCGAUUCUUGAAGCCCAAACGAGAUGAUACCAAAGUCGUCGUAGAUGAUCGUUUCAAAGGUCUCUUCGAAGAUGACAAGAGUAAGAAGAAGAAGAGUGACAAGUACGGAAGGAAGGUAGGAAAAGGACAGAGUGAUGCAGAGCAGAUGAAGCGGUUCUAUCGGUUGGAGGAUGGCGAUUUGGAUCCGAGCAAGGAGGGCGACGAAGCAGAGGAGGAAAGCGAUGAGGAGGAUCAAGAUGCUGCGCCGGUAGAUUACGCCCGUGGUGAGGGCAACUUGGACAGCAGCUCUGAUGAGGAAUCUUCGGAAGAGGAAGACAACGAUGAUGACAGCGAGGAUGACAGCGAGGACGACGAUAGCGAGGACGACGAUGUUAUGAUCGGACCCUCGAGCGUCCUCGAUCGAGAAAGGAGGAAGAAGGCUGCUCGCGCUACCCGCUUUGACGAGGACGAGGAAGACGACGACGGCCUCGGAUCCGACAUUGGCGAAAUCGACCUGGACGAAGACGUCGAUGAAGCCGUCUACGCCCAACUCGAUGCACAAGCCGAACGUGCCAUUGCCGAAGGUGGCAUCGAAGGCGACGAGUCCGACUCUGAUGCAGAAGCCUCUUCGUCGCGCAAGAAGAGCAAAGGCAAGGAGAGAACGCGCAAGACCAAGUCGAGCAAAAACAAGGUUCCACGCGGAGACGACACAUGCCGCCUUGCCGCCGUCAACCUGGAUUGGGAUCACGUUCGAGCCAAGGACAUCUACAAGGUAUUCAGUAGUAUCGUCUCACCCCUCGCAUCCGUCUCUGCCGCAGACGCACUUCAAGCACACCGUCGAGCUGCCGCCGCUGAAGGCUCCUCUUCGUCCUCUAGCCGAGCCCGCGCCGCUCCUGCCAUCUCACAAGUCCGAGGCAAACUGCUCCACGUUCGCGUCUACCCCAGUGACUUUGGUAAAGAGCGAAUGGCCAAAGAAGACCUCGAAGGUCCUCCACCCGAGAUCUUCAAAGGGUCCAAACGACGCGACGGAGACGAUUCCUCAUCUGAAGACGAAGAGAUCACCGCCAAGACGAUCGUCCAAGUCGAUGAGGGUGGCGAGUUCGACGAAGAAGCGCUUCGAAGGUACCAGCUCGACCGUCUGCGCUACUACUAUGCAGUUGCUACCUUUGACAGCAAAGAAACUGCGCGUCACGUGUACAACGAGAUCGACGGUACAGAGAUGGAGCGCACCGCCAACGUGUUCGACCUGCGCUUUGUUCCGGACGGCAUGGACUUCCCCGACGGGGAGGAUGGCAGGGAUGCCGAGUUCAGAGAUGAAGCGACCGAAGACGCGGCCAACUACAAAGGUGUCGACUUCAAGACUGACGCAUUGCGACACUCGCGUGUCAAGCUCACGUGGGAUCAGGACGACCCUGAGCGAUCCAAGCUGACCCGUAUGGUCGCUCGCGGUGGGUUGAGCAAAGAACAGCUGCGAGAUGACGAUUUCAAGGCGUACCUGGCGUCUGAUACCGAGUCCGAACCUGACGAGGAUCAAGUUGCGGCCAAGAAGGGAAGGGAUCGUCUGCGUGCACUGCUCAACGUGGAUGGAGGCGAGGAUGCGGUAGGUUUUGGAAGGAAGGGCAAGCGAAACGGCGGAGUCUUUGAUGACCCAAGACGGGAUGAGGAGGAGCAGGGCGAGAUGCAGAUUACUUUCAUGCCAGGCUUGUCCGAAGCCGCCGCUAGGAAGGCAGCCAACAGCAACAAGAAGGCGGGCGACGAGGACGAGACGACACUGGAGAAGUACCUGCGCAAGCAGAAAGAGAAGAAGGAACGCAAGAAAUCUCAGCGUACCGACGAGGACGGCGGACAGGCCGACAACAAGGACGAUAACGCCGUCAACGGUGCCAUCGACAGCAACGAUGCUGGCUUCGAUGAUCCGUUCUUCAACAACGAUGACAUGGACAUGGAAGCUGCUCUCGCCGCCGAAUUCGGCGAAGGUGUCCCUUCCAACAACACCAAAUCAUCAAGCAAGAAGUCCAAGAAAGUCACUCGCGACCUCGACAGUCCAAUCGAUCCAACCGAACUCGCCCGUAGCCGAGCCGAACUCACGACCAUCAUCGGCGACACCAACGACGAAGUCACCGCCGACGGUCGUCAGCACUUUGACAUGAAAGACAUCCUGCGCUCCGAAAGCGGCAAAGACGCCAAACGAGCCAAGCUGCUCAAGCGACUGUCCAAGAAGAAGCAACGCGAGGAAGCUGCGUUCCAGGAGCUGAAGGGGGCGCCGUUGGUGCAGGAUAGCUUCGAGAUCGAUGCCAAGGACGAGCGAUUCAGCGCGUUGAUGGACGAUCAUCGGUUUGCGAUCGACCCGACGCAUCCUGGGUUUGCGAAGACGAAGGCGAUGGAGAAGAUUAUGGGUGAGAGGAGGAAGAGGUUGGAUCGUGCGGAUGGGGAUGAGCAGGCGAGAUUGGGCAUGGAAAGGCAAGGUGGGGAAAAGGCGGUGGGCGAUGGGAGAGAGGGAGAUUCCGAGCUUUCGGCGCUGAUCGAGAAGUUGAAGCGUCGUGGGGAUGGACCUGCAAACGGAGAUGGUGGGCAGGUGUCGAAUAAGAGGAGAAAGCGAAAGUCGAUCGCUUGA